AGUUUUCAUACACGGUUAAAUUCAAGUUUAAACGAGACACAUACUGUUUUUUAACCGUCCUUGCGUCGUGACUUCUACGAGAACGAAGCGUUGUACGUUUCUGUUAUCGGAGUUUUUGUUCUCUCUGCAACGAUAUUCCGAAUUCCGAGAAUAUUUAAUUCCUCCCUUAUUACGAGAAAACACGCAUCGUCGAUUUGUGCGAAAAUAAAACACGACAUGUCGCGCACAAAUUAGGUAAUAAUUUGCGUACGGUAAACAGUAGGAUUAGUCUUUUUGGAAUUGCUGCAAUUGUGAAGGAGUGAUAUUGUGAUUUUGUGUUAUUGUGAGAUAUACAAGAUGGAAUCUCGCUUACCUAGACCAAAAUUUACAUCGACAAAAGUGAUCUCUACGAUGGAUGCAAAUAUAAAUGCUAAAAGCACCAAUGAUAAAGUGAUUAAAGAGGAAAACAAUAAUCCAUCAUCGAAAACACUGACUCUAAAAUCAGAAAUGGCACCAACAGGCUCUCUCGUUACGAGGACCAUAAAGGAGAAUAAACCACCAGUUCCUCUACUUCGUGCAAAAACAUUAUCCACAAUUACACGAUUGAACGAGAUGAAGGGUGUGAAACGAGGAGCCACUACUAUGACACAUACUGAACUACCAAAGAGACCAUUCAUUAAACCUUCCGUUACUAAAGCAAUAGCAAACAAACCAAGUGCUAAAACAUUGACUAGUAAUACAGCAAGCAAAGUGAAUAAAGUAACACAGAAUAAUACGGACAACAAACUAAAACCAUGGGAUCUGCGAGGUCGUUUGGCACACACAAGUGACAAAUUAUCAGUUGCGCAGCAAAAAAGCAAAGACAUGGAAUCAAAAUAUAAUGCAAUGCAAGAAUUGGUAAAUACUUUGAAAACUAGCGAGACAGCAUGCAGAACUAAAGCAGAAAAGCUUGAAGAGUCGAACAAUAUUUUAACUAGUGAUCUUCAGAUUUUAAAAGCAGAAGUAUCUACAUUACAAAAACAGCAGGAAGAUUUGACAAAAGAUUUAAAAGAGUCAAAAGAAUUGUGUACAAGCAUUACUUGCACAUUGAACGAAUUUCAAGGGAAAUGUAAAGCACAAGAGGUAACGAUUUCAGAACAAACCAUACAAUUGACAACUUUGAAAGCUGAUUUGGAAGUGGAAAAGAAACAAAAUGAGCAUCUGAGAACUGUGAACGAACAAUUACAAGUAUUGACUUACAACAUGGACAAAGAAUGUCGAAUGCUACACAAUAAUAUACAGGAAUUAAAAGGAAACAUUCGCGUGUUUUGUAGAGUUCGUCCGAGAACUCCAAAAGAAAUUGAACAGAUGAAAGCGUUGUGUAGCAUAAACUUUAUAGACGAAUGUACUAUUGAAGUAGGAAAAUUGGAUGGAUCAGACGCUAUAAGCUGUAGUGGAAAACUAAGAGGAAUAAAACAAGAAUUUACAUUUGAUAAAGUGUUUGCACCAAAAGCAUCACAAGAAGAUGUAUUUGAAGAGUUAUCUCUUUUAGUACAAUCAGCUCUCGAAGGAUAUAAUGUUUGCGUAUUUGCUUAUGGUCAGACUGGUUCUGGCAAGACAUAUACUAUGGAAGGACAAUGUGAAUUGCAGACUGAAGGCAUGAUUCCUAGAACUGUACGUCAUAUAUUCAAAGAAAUGAAACAGUUUCAACUUCUUGGAUGGGAAUAUCGAAUAGAAGCAAGUUUUCUGGAAAUUUACAAUGAGCAUAUCAUUGAUCUUCUUGAUUCUCAACCAAAAUCGCAUGAAAUACGAAUGGUUGAUAGCAAAGGUCAGGAUUUAUAUGUCAGUAAUCUUCAGAUACAAGAAAUACACAGUCCGGAGGAAUUGCAUGAAUGUCUUCGAAUUGCACAAUGUAAUCGAGCUGUUGCAGCUACUCAAUCGAAUGAGCGAUCAUCCAGAUCUCAUUCAGUGACAAGAAUACGACUGAUUGGCACACAUAGUACAAAACAGGAGGUAUCAAUAGGAAAUUUAAAUUUAGUUGACUUGGCUGGUUCCGAGCGUUUGAAAAAUGAAGAAGCUGUCAGAACUACAGAAACGAAAAAUAUUAACAAAUCCUUAGCAAAUCUUGGUAAUGUUAUUUUAGCACUUUUAAAGAAACAGGAACAUAUUCCUUAUAGAAAUUCUAAAUUGACACAUUUGCUUAUGCCUUCUUUGGGAGGCAAUUCCAAAACUUUAAUGUUACUAAAUAUAUCACCAUUAGAUGAGUGUUACAACGAGACAUUAAAUUCAUUGAGAUUUGCCAGCAAUGUCAAUAAUUGCAAAAUAGGAAAUGUUAAACGAAGUCGCAUGGUUUUACAGAACAAUACAAACUGAAUUCAAAAUAUUAAUUUUAAUUAAAAAAUAGUUUAAUUGCACUUUUUGUU
Molecule: messenger RNA, 2381 nt
Organism: Nylanderia fulva
Lineage: Eukaryota; Metazoa; Arthropoda; Insecta; Hymenoptera; Formicidae
Product: protein claret segregational
Biological process (GO): microtubule-based movement
Molecular function (GO): microtubule motor activity; microtubule binding; ATP binding
Source: RefSeq, a predicted model, not a curated record